Messenger RNA from Mollisia scopiformis, 543 nucleotides. RefSeq names its product Orm1 type endoplasmic reticulum protein. Gene Ontology annotation, cellular component: endoplasmic reticulum membrane. The coding region runs from base 1 to 543 and encodes 180 amino acids. The record is from RefSeq and is a predicted model, not a curated record. Gene Ontology annotation, biological process: ceramide metabolic process; negative regulation of ceramide biosynthetic process; intracellular sphingolipid homeostasis. The transcript is spliced from 3 exons. NCBI's taxonomy places the organism in Eukaryota, Fungi, Ascomycota, Leotiomycetes, Helotiales, Mollisiaceae.
AUGAGCGAGCAAAAGGUAGGGAGGCGGCGGCGAUCGAGCAGUUUGUUGUAUCAAGAACCACCAGAGACAAUAGAGCAUAUGAGCGAUCAAGCUGCUCUGCCAAACCUGAAUGCAGAUUGGGUCAAUGCAAAAGGUGCCUGGACGAUACAUGUGGUUCUCAUUGCUGCCCUGAAGAUUCUAUUCGACAUUAUACCCGGCGUGUCUCAAGAGACGUCAUGGACCCUGACAAACAUUUCCUACAUGUUCGGCUCAUUUCUUAUGUUCCACUGGGUUCGAGGAGUUCCAUUUGAGUUUAACGCAGGCGCAUACGACAACUUGAAUAUGUGGGAACAAAUCGACAAUGGAGACCAGUACACACCGGCGAAAAAAUUUCUUCUCAGCGUGCCCAUAGUGCUAUUCCUUCUCAGCACCCACUAUACCCAUUACGACCUUACGUACUUCACCAUAAAUUUUCUGGCGGUGCUUGGAGUCGUGAUACCAAAAUUACCAUACAGCCACCGCACUCGAGUGGGAUUGUUCUCUGGAGCUCCGGAAGAUAGGUAG